Molecule: messenger RNA, 610 nt
Organism: Prorocentrum cordatum
Lineage: Eukaryota; Dinophyceae; Prorocentrales; Prorocentraceae
Source: the annotation of a GenBank genome assembly
GUUCCUCAACAGCAUCUCCAGCCCGACACAGCUGGUGACCACGAUCCCAUACCAGCCUCCCAAAGUCUACCGCAAGGUGCUGGUCCUCGGCUCAGGAGGGCUCACCAUCGGCCAGGCGGGCGAGUUCGACUAUUCGGGCAGCCAGGCCAUCAAGGCAUUGCGCGAGUCGGGCGUGUUCUCCAUCGUGAUCAACCCCAACAUCGCGACCGUGCAGACGUCGUGGGGGUAUGCCGACAGGGUGUAUUUCUUGCCCGUCACCGUGGAGUUCGUGACGCAGGUGAUCCGGCGGGAGCGCCCCGACGGCAUUCUGUGCUCCUUCGGCGGCCAGACGGCGCUCAACUGCGGCAUCCGGCUGGAGGAGGAGGGCGUGCUGUCCAAGUACGACGUGCAGGUUCCAGGCCGCCCAAAUCCUGAGGAAGGGCUCGGACUAAACGGUGUGGUGGCGAGUCCGUGGACCGUGUACGUUUUGAUGUCGUUUUACAGCAGAGGCGGAACGAAGACCGAACGAGGGAGCACGACAACAAAACGAGAACAGAAAACAUGGUGCCCUACCCUGAGGUCUUGGCGUCGCAAUUGGCCUGCGAAGCCCCAAUCCUGCCCGCGCCGAUGA